Cimex lectularius (bed bug) is the source of this 1618-nucleotide messenger RNA. It is a transcript of the gene JhI-21, whose product is annotated as large neutral amino acids transporter small subunit 1. Bases 87 to 1496 code for a protein of 469 amino acids. Gene Ontology annotation, molecular function: L-amino acid transmembrane transporter activity. Gene Ontology annotation, biological process: amino acid transmembrane transport. The record is from RefSeq and is a predicted model, not a curated record. Gene Ontology annotation, cellular component: membrane. NCBI's taxonomy places the organism in Eukaryota, Metazoa, Arthropoda, Insecta, Hemiptera, Cimicidae. The transcript has 9 exons.
GCACCGAGUCGGCCUACCGGCGGCGUGCCGUUUCAAACAUUCGAGGCCACCAGUCAGUCGUGCCUGGGUUUCCAUCUGUAGAGGGCAUGUCGUCUCCCUCGGAACGGGUCAAACUCAAGCGGAAGAUCACCCUCGCGAAUGGGGUGGCCAUCAUCGUCGGAACCAUCAUCGGCUCGGGGAUCUUCGUCUCUCCGGCAGGAGUCUAUCUCGAGGCGAAGAGCGUCGGACUCUCACUCCUUGUAUGGGCAGUGUCAGGGAUCUUCUCCACCCUGGGGGCACUGUCAUACGCCGAACUGGGGACGUGCAUCACAAGGUCCGGCGGGGAUUACGCAUACAUCCUGGUUGCGUUCGGCGACCUGGCUGCUUUUCUGCGUCUGUGGACCGCUCUGUGGGUAAUUCGUCCGACGACGCAGGCAAUCGUCGCUCUCACCUGCGCCCAAUACGCCGUGAAGCCGUUUUUUCCCGAUUGCGAACCACCGCAGAUAGCCAUCACCACACUCGCAGCAGUGGUUUUAAGUUUCUUAAUGGCCGUCAACUGCAUGAGUGUGAGGGGUGCCAUGGCCGUGCAGAACGUGUUCACCGCGGCGAAAUUAUUGGCUCUCCUACUGAUCAUUAUAGCCGGCCUAUACCAUAUAGCAACAGGACAUCUCACCUAUUUGGCCAAUCCUUGGGAAGGCAAUUAUUCGGUGACCUCCAUUUCGAAAGCUCUCUACUACGGGCUUUUCGCAUUUGGGGGAUGGAACUAUCUAAAUUUCGUCACGGAAGAACUUCAAGACCCAUACAAAAAUCUGCCAAGGGCAAUUUGGAUUGCAUUGCCAUUAGUUACUUUGAUGUAUGUCGCAGCCAAUUUGGCAUACUUUGCAGUUCUACCUCCAGCAGACAUGACCUCUCCUUCGGUAGCUGCUACUUUUGGGGAGAAAAUGUUUGGUAACCUGUCCAUCUGUGUGCCUAUAUUUGUAGUGCUGUCCACUUUUGGCGGUGUGAACGGCAUUUUGUUCACAUCAGCCAGACUUUUUGUCACUGGGGCCCAGGAAGGCCACUUGCCAUCUUUUUUCAGCUAUAUUCAUGUUCAAAAGUGCACACCUAUCCCAUCGCUUCUUUUCACUGGUGUUACUUCGAUAGCGAUGGCGUAUUGGGGUGAUGUCUUCCUUCUAAUUUUCUAUGUCAGCCAUUUACACUGGCUCUCGGUCGGAGCAUGCAUCCUUGCUCUCCUCUAUCUGCGUAAAACGCAGCCUGAUCUUCCUAGGCCUAUAAAAGUUAAUCUAGCUCUUCCGAUUAUUUUCCUCGCCUGCUGCAUUUUCCUAGCGAUUGUUCCUGCUAUUGAGGAACCACUACAAACAUUUAUAGGUAUUUUAAUCGUACUAAGUGGUAUCCCAGUGUAUUAUUUGUGCUUCAAGAGAGACAGAUCUAAAAAGUUGGACGGGUAUAUAGAUCACUUUUCAUUAUUUGUCCAGAAGCUUUUGAUUGUGAUGCCUCAGGAAGAAGAGAGUAAAUAAAAUGGCGUAUACCACUGUCAGAUUACGCUUACAUUCCUACAUCCGUUUACAUUAAAUGACAAUUAAAAAUAAAAGACAGUUGUUAUUUUUUAGCAAAACUUUUGUAAAAUAUUUUGUAAAUA